Messenger RNA from Wasmannia auropunctata (little fire ant), 2482 nucleotides. It is a transcript of the gene Pi4KIIalpha, whose product is annotated as phosphatidylinositol 4-kinase type 2-alpha. The transcript is spliced from 6 exons. NCBI's taxonomy places the organism in Eukaryota, Metazoa, Arthropoda, Insecta, Hymenoptera, Formicidae. The record is from RefSeq and is a predicted model, not a curated record. Gene Ontology annotation, molecular function: 1-phosphatidylinositol 4-kinase activity. Gene Ontology annotation, cellular component: endosome; plasma membrane; trans-Golgi network. The coding region runs from base 703 to 2181 and encodes 492 amino acids. Gene Ontology annotation, biological process: endosome organization; phosphatidylinositol phosphate biosynthetic process; Golgi organization.
UGUACCUGUCGCGAUUAUUUAAAUCCGAUCGAGCUAAAUAAUUGCGACGACAGAAAUCGAUCGGGAUCAAUUGCGGCGAUGAAUGCCGCGACGUAGAAAAUAAUGCGGUAACCGCAGCGAAUUGUGUAAAAGAAAGAUAGAGAAGGAAGGGCAGAAGCAGAGAAAGAGAGAGAGAGAGAAAAGAGAAAAUGCAUACGCGUCGCGCAAACAUGGCGGUAAUCCUAUCAGCUGAUAGUAUCCGCCGCUGGGAUGACGGAUCGCAUUUUGGUUAAUCGGGUUAGAUCGCAAUAGGUAUCCCCGCGUCUGCCCCUCCCCCCGCCGUCCUGUCAUCGUCCUCGCCGCUGACGGCAGGCUGCGCGUGCUGGCCUACCUACGCUAACGCUACGUGUGUGACAAUAUACAUACGUGUGUGAUCUGGAUGACGCAUCGACGACGAUGCUAAUGCAUUCCUCGCACGCUGACACGCACACGUAUAACCGCAGCGACCGGGAGAAACUGCAGGGAACGAGCGCGUGUCGCUGACAGGCGGAAGGCAGCAGCAGCAGCAGCACGCGGGAAUGUCGUAAGGGUGACGAUCGUCCAUUGGUCCGGCUAGAGGAACCCGACCCGAGCCGUCAGCUCGGGAGGAUAAAUCGGAGAGCGAGGUCGGCCGUCUCGAUCCUCGCGGAGCGGGAUCGUCGUCACGAGAGCGAGCGGUCUGUGAUGAGCGACUCCGAACAGCAGCAGCUGCACGUGCCUUACCGAGAGUACCAUAGCCAGAACAAUACCAGCCCCGCCACCACCGCUGCAGCCGCCACCGCCGCCGCUGCCGCUGCUCUGGUGGAGACUGACGCGCUGGUGGAUCUCUCCAUCGCGCCCGUCAGCAGCAGCAGUAGCAGCAGCCAUCAUCAGCGUCUGUCGUUGCAGAACGACCAGCCGCCGUCGCCGGCUGACCUGCUACCCGACGUCGACUUCAUUCCUGGUUUGAGCAACGACCAAACCCUAGCCAUAGAUUCCUCCGGGAUCGACCGGGAGAGCCAGCCUCUCCUCGGUCGCUUGGAGCUCGACGUCACGUUCAACAGAUUUCCAGAUGAUCCACAGUUCUCGGAACUGGUGUGGCAGGCUGAGUGCGCGAUAGACAAUGGGGUUUACCCAGAAAGGAUAUACCAGGGUUCCAGCGGGAGUUAUUUUGUCAAAAAUCCAGCGGGGAAAAUUAUAGGUGUAUUCAAGCCAAAAGACGAGGAACCUUACGGCAGAUUAAAUCCAAAGUGGACAAAAUGGAUGCACAAGCUCUGCUGUCCGUGCUGCUUCGGCAGGAGUUGCCUGAUUCCAAAUCAGGGUUACCUGAGCGAGGCAGGCGCCAGCCUGGUCGAUCGCAAGCUGGGCCUCGGAAUCGUACCGAACACCAGAGUGGUGAAACUCGUUAGCGAGGUGUUCAAUUAUCCUCGUCUGGAUCGUCAGAAGGCGCGCAUGAAGCAAGCCAUCAUGGACCAGUUCCCUACGGUGGGGUCGCAUUUCAAUCGUAUCGGUCUACCGCCAAAAGUCGGCUCCUUUCAAGUCUUCGUGGAUGGUUACAAGGACGCUGAUUUCUGGUUGAGGCGAUGGGAGAACGAAUCCAUGCCGGCGCGCUUGAGUCGAGAAUUCCAGCUUCAGUUCGAGCGUUUGGUCAUCCUGGAUUAUAUUAUCAGAAAUACAGACAGGGGUAACGACAAUUGGCUCAUCAAAUACGACACUAGCGUUAGCAAGAACGGAUCUGAACAGGGUGAAGUGAAGAUCGCAGCGAUCGACAACGGCCUGGCCUUCCCCUUUAAGCAUCCAGAUUCUUGGAGGGCGUAUCCUUAUCACUGGGCAUGGCUGACGCAGGCGAAACAACCGUUCAGCGAAGUCACGAGGGAGCUAGUUUUGCCGCAACUCUCGGAUCAGAAUUUCGUACAGGAUCUCUGCGACGAUCUGUAUCAGCUGUUCAAACAAGAUAAGGGCUUCGACCGACAUCACUUCGAUAGGCAAAUGAGCGUGAUGCGCGGCCAAAUUUUGAAUCUGCAACAGGCUCUGAAAGACGCCAAAAGUCCUGUGCAAUUGGUACAAAUGCCGGCUGUAAUUGUGGAAAAAGCCAAAGGAAACGGCACUCCCAGGUUGUUUUCGUUCUCUGACACGUUUACCCAGCGCUUCCAGAACAAGAGUCCGUUCUUCUCCUGGUGUUGAAAACGCGAAUUCGUUGACUUGAGAAUCGAGUGCUCGUGAAGUGUCAGUGAUAUCAGUGUUAUUGUCCUCUCCGCCGCGAAAAAUGUUAUUACUUUUCUAAGUUCAUCCUAUAUUUCUACCUCUCUUAAGUUUUAUUUCUACAAUGCGGCUGCAAAUUGAUCAGGAGGGCGCGGUCACUCUUUUUAGGCUGCCUUGUAUUUAUAAUCUCCUUUUCUCUCUCUCAGUUUAAUCGGGAUAUAAGAUAUUCGUACAACUAUAUUGUAUACAGUAAAUAUAUAUAUAUAUAUAUAAAAUGUUAAAA